This is a messenger RNA of Actinia tenebrosa (Australian red waratah sea anemone), 2058 nucleotides long. RefSeq names its product ferric reductase 1. The record is from RefSeq and is a predicted model, not a curated record. Lineage: Eukaryota; Metazoa; Cnidaria; Anthozoa; Actiniaria; Actiniidae.
GGACUUCACAAAACGAAGCCAUAACGAGACUUUCCGAAAGCUUUCCGAAAGCCAGUUUUCGGCAAAUCGGCAAUCAUUCGCAACCAGUGGAAGAUUCUCUGAGUCAGCAUCCAUCUAGGUCUGCAUCGGUCUGCAUAGUGUUUUACACUGCUAGUUACCUUCUGGAAGGGCGAGAUAAAUUACUGUGCACAGUAAAGGGAGACUCUGUCUACGUAAUUCAAUAGCCACGACAAAAGACUCCAAGUUAUAACAAAGAAUACAAUGGCUUUCUAUCGAGACCAUUGAAUUUAUAUUGUGCACGAACAUUGAGCUGUAGCUGGUUCGUCGAUCAGGUUUCUUGGUAACCAAAGCCUGUCAUCUAUAAGACACAAAUUAAUCAUAUAAGUGGUAAAUACGAUAUUUGCAUAUUUGGGUGUUGUUGGGCUCAGUCGUUUAAAGAAGCGAGAAGAGAGUCUUUUAUUGAGAAGUUGUCCAUUUGAUAUUUGCAAACCCUACUAUGACUAUGACCAAAGGCAUUGAGGUGAUAUUUUUUCUGGUGUGUUUCACUGGACCAUCAAUCAUCCAUUGUCAUACUGCGAAUGAUGAAAGCGGCUGUGGAAAAUCCAUGGGAUGUUAUACUUGCGCAGACAAUAUUGAUGAUUGUAAGGCAGACAAAAAAUAUGUUUUGACCUACAAAAAGGAUGGAGAUUACAUUGAAUUUGAAAUGAGUGGAAAAAAACAAUGGGUUGCUGUGGGAUUCAAUUCCAAAAAAAAUUCAAUGCCAGGGACUGAUGCAGUAAUGUGUGCCACAAUAUCUGGAGACGUAAAGCUACAACAUUAUGACCUCACCACUAAAUCACUCCCUCAGAAGACAGAUCCAUUACCGCCACAAAUAACGUUUAUCGAUGGGAAUUAUACAGAUGGAAAAACCACUUGCAGGUUUAAGAGAAAGAUUGAUGCAAGUGAAAGAAGCUUGAAAAGUCUUGAUACCACUCACUAUCUCGUGUUUGCUUAUGGGCCAGUUGCAGGUAGUAAGCCAGGGUAUCAUACGUGGAGAGCCACAACAGAUAAAGAGGUUAAUGUACAGAUCGCAGCAAGCAUUAUUGGAGGAUCUACUAUUGAUGCUAUGAUCAAGGCACAUGGUUCUCUGAUGACACUUGCUUGGAUGUGCUUUGCUGCCAUCGCUAUCUUUAUGGCUCGCUACAUGAGACUGGUGUGGGAGGAUGAAAAACUACUCGGGCAGAAAGUGUGGUUCACAGUUCAUCGUGGUUUGAUGAUCUUAGUAAUCAUCUUUAACACCAUUGGUAUCGUUCUGAUUUUUGUUCAUCGAAAGGGCUGGUCAGAGGGCAUAGGUGCACACCCUUACACAGGUAUAAUAACUUUUGGAUUGGCUCUAAUCCAGCCAAUCAUGGCAUUCUUUCGCCCUCAUCCUGAUGAAGCCAAACGCUACAUUUUCAACUGGGCUCACCGUACUGUUGGUCUGUCAGCUCUUGUCCUUGGAGUUGUUACCCUGUUCUUGGCUGUUUUCAUCAAAUUCUUGGAUCUGGAAAAAACAGGCCUUCCACCUCUGAUUGUCUUUUGUGUUGGUGUUCUCAUUGUGCUCUUAUUCGACAUCUAUUUCUGCUCCCAACAAGCUUCAAAUAAGCAAGAAAAUAUCACAGCUGAAGCAGAUGCUGAAAAGAAUAAGCGUUAUGAUGCUGUUGAAGAGAUGGAGGAACUAAAAUCAAUGCCCUCUCUGUCAUCCUCAGGCAGGUGUCUUCGUUUAGCCUUGUUUGGUUUUGUGGUGCUGUUAGCAUUAACAACAAGUCUUUCUCUUGUAAUCAUUAUUGCAAUGAAAUAACUGUCCAUGCAAAUUGACCAUCCCUUGAUCUUAACUUAAACUUAAAAUAAUGGCUGAAUCUGACAACAAAUCUUUGCUUUGCCAGUCAUUUUGGCCAAAAACAGAGUAUGACUGAGCUAACAUUGACUGGUGAUUGAUUGGCCAAUACUCUAGGCCCUAGGCCUGCUCUAAGGCUGCGUUCAUAUAAUGUAUGGCAGAGAGGGGGGAUUGGGAAAAUUUUGGUAGGAAAAAGGGGGGGA